AGAGAAGAAUCUCUAGAGACCUAUAUCAAAACCCUAAUCUCUCUCUCAGAGAUCGGCCAUGGCUUCCUCUAAAGAUCGCGAAAACUACGUCUACGUCGCCAAGCUCGCUGAACAGGCUGAGCGCUACGACGAAAUGGUGGAUGCAAUGAAAAAUGUUGCAAAGCUUGAUGUUGAGUUGACCGUUGAAGAGCGCAACUUGCUCUCUGUUGGGUACAAGAAUGUGAUUGGUGCUCGAAGAGCAUCAUGGAGGAUACUUUCAUCAAUUGAGCAAAAGGAAGAAGCAAAAGGAAAUGAAGUGAAUGCAAAGCGGAUCAAGGAGUACAGACAGAAAGUUGAAUCUGAGCUCACAAGCAUUUGCAAUGAUAUUAUGACUGUCAUUGAUGAGCACCUCAUCCCUUCAGCAUCUGCUGGUGAAACAUCUGUGUUCUUCUAUAAGAUGAAAGGAGAUUAUUACCGAUAUCUUGCUGAAUUCAAGGUUGGUGAUGAAAAGAAAGAGGUUGCUGCUAAUUCAAUGAAAGCAUAUGAGAAAGCUACAAGUGCUGCAGAGGCUGAUUUGCCUCCUACACAUCCUAUCCGAUUGGGUUUGGCAUUGAAUUUCUCAGUCUUCUAUUAUGAGAUCAUGAAUUCCCCUGAAAGGGCUUGCCACCUUGCAAAGCAAGCUUUUGAUGAAGCUAUUUCAGAACUGGACACCCUGAAUGAGGAGUCGUACAAAGAUAGCACCUUAAUUAUGCAGCUUCUUAGGGACAACCUCACUUUAUGGACUUCUGAUAUCCCAGAAGAUGGAGGUGAUUUGUUGAGGACUUAGUUGCAGUUAAACUUUAGUUCAGAUGUGUGAUUACUCUUUGAUAGUUUCGUUGAUGAAGUUUUAUGUUUUCUGAUAGUUGCAUCUAGAUUUGGCUC
Molecule: messenger RNA, 900 nt
Organism: Pistacia vera
Lineage: Eukaryota; Viridiplantae; Streptophyta; Magnoliopsida; Sapindales; Anacardiaceae
Product: 14-3-3-like protein D
Exons: 5
Coding region: 59-805 (248 amino acids)
Biological process (GO): signal transduction
Cellular component (GO): cytoplasm
Source: RefSeq, a predicted model, not a curated record